UGUAACAUAUUUUGGUAUAAAUCCUGGCGGACCUGCAAAAGUUUAUGUAGGACUUCCAAGGCUCCGUCAGUAUCGCCUGAAAACAGCAUCUGAUUGCUAAGGCCGACCUUAUUUCAUAAACGAAUAAACCUGGUCCAAUCGGUUCAACCGUUUGCAUCGCUAUAAACGAAAACGUCCCUAACUGAGAGAAGGACGGAAGUGUCAAGAGUUAUGUACCAAUGACAAUGGGAGUAGACUUGGCCUUGUACAGGGCUCGUAUUGGAAACUUUGUACAAAGAAAGACAGGACAAGGACUCUCCAAUAUAGAAUACCUACUGAAAGCCAUAGCCAGUGUGAGACAUGGGCUAGUAAGAAGUUGGCAGUGUAAGGGAACCGUCCCAUUUAUUGACCUACUGCUCCUGGCACAAGGAGUGGAACCAAACCCAGGACCAGGAGUUAAAGACCAGCAGGAUCCCCAGUUAGCCAGUAACAACGAAGAAACCAGCAGCUACACAGGGGAACCAGUCGGUAGACAUUUAAGCAGAGAAGCAGCAUCCUCAUAUGAUGUUCAUCACAAUGUUGAAUCAUCUCACAUGAGAUCUGAAGUAGUCCCUAGUCAGGAGCAAAUCAACCUUGAAAGAGGCCAACUAGAGGAGAUGGAGUAUGGUGAGGAAACCACAUCACCCAAAACAACACUACCAGAGGAAAACACUGACAGCAGGGGAUAUCAGAAAGGAGACAGGAUUCCCAAUAUUCAAACUAUCACAGCUGGUGCUAGUGGUCCUGAAAUAAAACAUUUUCCUGUAGGUAAAAUGGUGCCAGCUUACCUGCAAGGAGAAAAUACAGAAGUGACAACGGUGGCAUUCAGCCAAACCCAGGGAGGGGCUACAGGGACAAUGGUGCCUGCUCACCCCCAUGGAGGGGCUACAGGGACAAUGGUGCCUGCUUACCCCCAAGGAGGUACAACAAUGAUGCAAGUACAAGAGCAGAACAUACGCAACGUGAACUUUUCACUUAGCGGAGCAGAAACCAAUGUGUUUGGAGAUCACAACACUAUCACUAUCAACAAAACGGAUGAUGAAGCUAAAGCCAUCAUGACAGACAUGACAGCCUUGAUGACAGACGUCAAGGAAGUGUUGUCUGAAUUCAAACAGACUAGGGACAGACAGAAUGUGGACCAGAGGAUGCCACAGAAAAAGUCACAAAAGACAUCAGGAACUCAGACCAGUGCUGUCACCAAAAGUAAGGAGAACAAUCCAAGGCAUGAUCAAUCUGGAGAAGAAGAAAAAGAAAAAGAGGUAUCAGCAAGACGCAAGUACUCAGAAGAUGCAGCAGAAGCUACCAUUGCCAAGUUUAUAGAUGACUCUGAGGAAGUCCUUGUGGAGAGGAGGGAGGGCAUUAAGGCAGUGCUUCAGCGUCUAAAAGAUUACAACAUGGCCGUUAUUACUGGGGUAACAGGGGAAGGGAAGACAACUUUAGCAGCACACAUAUUGAAAGCCCUUAGGGAUGGUAAGCUUGAUUCAGCAAUUGAAGCAAAAACACCACUUCAGAUGUUAAUUCCUGAAGAUUGGACAGCAGUGGUAGGUGCUAAAGAAGGUGGUGCUAAAGAAGUGGUUUUUGUAGAUGACUUAUUUGGAACAUCUAAUUACCAAGUAGAUCUACUUAACAGAUGGAAGCCAUUUUUCAGUAAAAUAAACCAGUGCUUAGAAAAGAAAAAGGUCAUGUUGCUUUUAACCUCCCGCACCCACAUUCUAACAGAUGCCAGACGCGAUGCAGGUGUCACAGAUGACAACAUAGAUCAUAUUCUAUCAGGAAAGAAAGUUGUUGAUAUCACAUACAAAUACCAGCUCACACCUGAAGAACAACAAAAUAUGUUAGGGAAUUACUCUAUCCUGUACAAAAGAGAGAAUGACUUCAAGUACAGUAUACCCUCUCAAACACAAAACAGGUCUAUUGGGUUUCCACAAGUAUGCAGUCUAUUCUUUAACGAUCCCCAAUUAUAUGAAAAGGGUCAGAAGUUUUUUGAGAAUCCAGAUAUACUACUUGAAAAGGAGAUAAAGAAAAUGAGUGAAUGUGAGCCAAAUAAAUACUUUGCCCUGGUUUAUUGCUUUUUACAGCAAAACCAAAGAGUUGACAGCAGAGACCUGAAUCCACUUACUAUGCCUAAGGACGAGGGGAAAAUGUUGAAGGUCUAUGCAGAUGUAUGCGGUGUGGAUAGUAAUAAUCCUACAGCUGUACUAAAAAAGGCUUUGUUUUCCUUGACAAGGACCUAUCUCAGCAAAUAUGACACAGUUUACACAUUCAGUCAUGAAUCAGUUGCAGAAAAUGUUUGUCUGGUGUUUGGUUCAGAAAAUCCACAGAUUACACUACAGAAAUGCAGCAACCGUGUUAUUCUGGAGCUUUUGAAUUUGUCCCAGGCUGAUCGACCAACCCUUCCACACAUGCGUGUACCAGAAACCUGCUUUGACGUAUUGUCAAAGAGGAUUUACAAAAUGCUCACAAAAGGUCACAUGAUAAGUUGGGAAAGGCUCACAUUAGAAUCCUUUCCUAGAUUCCAAAACAAAAAGUUUGCAGACCAUUUCUUUGAGUAUCUGUCAAAGCGCAAGCUGAUAAAAGAAAUAAUCACUGUUCAUGAUAAUGGUCAGAGUAGUCUACUUUCAGCUUGUGCAAACAAUGUGGCUUUUUUGUCAGCACUAUACCGGUCAAAAGUUGACCUUGAUAUGAUCAGUCAACUCGGGGCUCUCCGUUUUACCGCCUGUAUACAAAAAGCAUUGCUCCGGGCCAUUGAGUGCAAGAACACUCAGUCUAUUGAACUGUUACUAAACCAAGGAGCAGUUUUCGACACUUCCUGUCUUGAAUCUGCACUCAGGUUCCAAAAUGAUCAAAACAUCAUGAAAACAGUCUUGUUUGGAAAUAUCUGGACAUCAUCUGAACUUGAAGAAUCAAGGAUUAUUAGAGACCCUACGAUAUUACAAAAAAACAGGUGCGAUGUUUCACACUUGAAACAGAGAUUGUGUAAUAUACCACCUCUCCAUACAGAAAGACAACAAGAACAAUCAAAACAAACGAGAAAUGAUGCGAAACAUGGGAAAUGUUUCCAACCUAUGUUUUCAGAGCUUCUAGCUACAGCACCAAAGAGUGAAAAUAGAGAGUCGAUUCUCAAAGCGAUUCUUGAUUCGAAGGGAAAGAAGUUGAGUGAUGUAAUCUGUAUCAGAAGAACGCUUGGAAGUCUUGAUGCUGCUUUGAUCCAAUAUGCAUUACAUCGAUGUGAUGCUGAUACAGUUCGAUUCCUGGUAUUGUCUACCAAACUCACAGAUGACCAGCUUGAUACCAUGCUGUCACAGCAAGUUCACCUUGGAAACCUGACUAAUAUAGAAAUUUUAUGCAAAGCAGGGGGUAGGUUUAGCCAUGACGAUUUUAUCCAAAGAUCAGGGUCUUGUGGCUAUGUUGUGUCUGAAACUGUCAGCAUUAUGGCAACUUUCGGACAGUUUUCGGCGGACACUCUCUCCGCCGCUUUGAAAUCGGCACUGUGUUCAGGGUCGAAAAAUACUAUUAGCGCCCUGCGAGACAAAGGAGCAAAAUAUGAUUUAGAUGAUGACACAAUUCACAAGGUUGUGUGCAGAAGGGACACGGAUGUCAUUCAAACUAUCUACAAGUAUAUCGACAAGGUCCAUGUUACUAUUGCUCUCAAUGCAGCUGUUCGCUCUGGACUGCCAAUACUAGCACAGAACUUGUUUUCACGAGGAGGGAAAUUCAGCGAAGGUGCUUUGAUUGCGGCUGUUUGUAGAACAUCUGAAGUUCUCGAAAUGGUUAAGAUAGUGACAAAUUUAGGAAAAUGGUCCUGUGAUGAUUUUACAAGAGCUCUUUCUAAAGCUGUUCAAAUAUGCAGAUCAGAUGUAGUCAGCUUUCUGCAUGAAAAAGGAGGACAAUUCAGUAACGUGAGCUUACUGAAUGUCCUCAAAUGGAAUGUAGAGCAUCGUGUACAGGCAGCCUCGAUCCGAUACAUGUUAAAUGCCAGAAAGUGGUCAGAACAUCAGAUAUGUACCGCAUUAGAAGCAGGUGUAAAGAAGCUGUUUGUCCCCGGGGGUAGUGGAAAGAAUAACUGGCCUGCGUUUGUGGAACUGAUGUUGUAUAAGGUGAAACACAUUCCAGUUGAACUAAAAGACGUUGAGAAAAAAAAAAUCGACAUCAUUAACAUCAUCAAAGUACUAGAGAAUCAGCAGCGUUCAAACCACGAUGUUUUGAUAGCUAUUCUGAACAGAAGUGUGCAACACGGCCGUGUGGACGUGGCUGCUCAUCUCAUUGAGACUGGCAAAGUAUGCGGUGACGACUGCUUGGUUGAUUCCGUAUGUAGUGAAGGUGUCCAGGGCAGUGAUAAGCUGAAGCUGGUCCGACUGGUCCGAACAUCUCGUAAUUGGUCAGAAAUCGUACAGACACAAGCUCUUGACAAAGCACUUCAGUGUGGAUACAAAGACAUUGUCAUGUUUCUGCAUGAGAAUGGUGCCAAAUUUGGUGAGGAGAGUAUUUUGCAUGCUAUACCAGUAAGCUCUCAGAUUAAUAAAUCUUUCCCUUUGGUAGAGUAUGUUCUGCGAUCCCUGGACGACUGCAGACCAUCACAUUCGUCAUUGUCAGCUGCACUGGUGAAAACCAUAGACUGUGGCUAUUACCAACUUAUGGUUGAUCUACACGGAUUGGGAGCAAAGUUUCCAGACGGAAGUCUGCGGCAAAUAGUCUGUAAAAGGUGGAAACCUGUAGAAAGAGUGAAGGCAGUAGAAUACGUGUGUAAAUCUCGACAGUGGCCUUCAGAAGAGAGGAAGGAAGCACUGUUUGAAGCAGUCAAGUUUGGUGAUUUACAAAUGACUAAAUGCAUUAUCGCUAUCGGUGCUCGGUUCUUUGAUAAAUGUUUGACAGAGACAAUGGAAAGGAAGAUGAAGCCUACACAUCGUCUUUGUAUGAUCAAACUUAUCAUUUCUGGGCAGUGCAUAUCUAAAGAGGAGAUAAACAGAGCCCGGAUCAAGGCAGCUACACGAUCAGAAGUAAAGGUUAACGCUUUUCUCCAACAGCUCAACACAGCAUAACUUUGCAUUGAAGAACAAUUAAAAGAAAAACAGCAAUAACGAUUAAAUAUCAUCUUCUUAGAUAUCUCCAACUAAAUCUUUACACAACAAGGUCAGAUGUCUUCCCUUUCAGAAUUCCUGUUGUGUAAACGAUGUCUUACAAACGUCUAUACAAACCACUGUUUAUCACAGUAGCAUUGCUCCUGGUGUCCAGCCUUAGUGUGUCGUGACGUGAACAUUAACGCUGGAGGUACGAAAACGUGAGAAUUGUGUUUAUCAUUGUUUAAUGCUAUCGAUGAACGCAUGCAUGUUCAAUGAAGUAUAAAGUUCUUGAAAGAAUAAAAGAAUUAAUAAAGGAAUAAGGAGAUGGUUAAAUGGUGGUUAAAUUGAUGAAAUAUUUUUUUACAAUAUCUUAAAAUACGAUUUAUAAGUACCUAAUAAUCAGGGAUAUACCCGUCCCUACAUUGAUCAUGGAAGUUCAUUUGUUUUACACGUGUACCGGUGUACAGAUAUACCCAUUUGAAUGAUGUAUGUUUGACCUUUGUAAAUACCCUUGUUUAUUAAUCAAAAAGCAUUAAGUUUAUGUUUUGUGUGAUGAUUAAGUUAAUCUUUAGAAUUCCAUAGCAUUUUACUCCUGUUUUGAAUAUCAAAUUCUUGAUAAAAUGCUUGAACAAGACUGAUAACUAUCUUUUGGUAAUUUUGUUUCAAAGUGGUUUUGAAAUAAAUAUUUCAAUCAUAUAACCUUUAACGCAGAAAAUCUAUAUAACCAAUAGGUCACUGCUGUAAGUUUACUUUCAUUUUGUAAUAUUUCAUGAAUUGUAGUCAUGCACCUACGCUUACAUUUUCGACCCCGCUAUCUAUGUUGUUUUUACAAACAUAUUAUCCAUUUUCUAAUCACCACACUCGAAUUGUGCCCCUUUGCAUAUUUUUUUAAUCCGGGGUCUUUAUGGAAAUUACGUUUUUUUCUGUUUUUGGUUUAUGUAUAUAUUUUGCCCGAGGAAUUACUUUGGAUCGAUAUAUACUACUGUAGUUGGACAUCUGUUGAAUUCAAUUCCUGUGGGUUACAUGUCUGGUAUAUAUACCACUGUAGUUGGACAUCUGUAGAAUUCAAUUCCUGUGGUUUACAUUUAUGGUAUAUAUACUACUGUAGUUGUACAUCUGUUGAAUUCAAUUCCUGUGGGUUACAUAUCUGGUAUAUAUACCACUGUAGUUGGACAUUUGUAGAAUUCAAUUCCUGUGGCUUAUAUGUCUGGUAUAUAUACUACAGUAGUUGGACAUCUGUAGAAUUCAAUUCCUGUGGUUUACAUGUCUGGUGUAUAUACCACUGUAGUUGGACAUCUGUAGAAUUCAAUUCCUGUGGUUUAUAUGUCUGGUAUAUAUACUACAGUAGUUGGACAUCUGUAGAAUUCAAUUCCUGUGGUUUACAUGUCUGGUAUAUAUACUACUGUAGUUGGACAUCUGUUGAAUUCAAUUCCUGUGGCUUACAUGUCUGGUAUAUAUACUACUGUAGUUGGACAUCUGUUGAAUUCAAUCCCUGGUAUAGUAUACUGCUGUAACAGUACCUUUGAAGCAUUCCAUCUAUUUGCUAGUUUAUUUCGGUGAUAGGGCACUAAUAUGAAACAUUCAAAACACUGUGUGUUUUAUAGUUCUAGUAUAUGUGCUUCUGUGCAGAACAAUAUUCGACCUUUCGUAUUGUUUUCUACUGUAAAAGUGAAAAGCAAUAUUCAAUCUAUUGUAAUGCUUACUAUUGUAAUAGUGGAGACAAUAAUUAAUAUAUUGUAUUGUUUACUACUCUAACAGAGGAGACAAUAUUUAAUAUAUUGUAUUGUUUGC
Mizuhopecten yessoensis (Yesso scallop) is the source of this 6869-nucleotide messenger RNA. RefSeq lists its product as uncharacterized. The transcript has 8 exons. Gene Ontology annotation, molecular function: protein binding. The record is from RefSeq and is a predicted model, not a curated record. NCBI's taxonomy places the organism in Eukaryota, Metazoa, Mollusca, Bivalvia, Pectinida, Pectinidae. The coding region runs from base 219 to 5057 and encodes 1612 amino acids.